AUGAGUGUAAGUCCCCAACGACUUGACGCAUGGGGUCCUGCCCUUGACUUGCUGUCGCCAGAGGAGAAGAAGAGCUCGCUGCAACGCUAUACUCCGAGUCAAGCCCUGACAGGCAAAGACAUAACAAUCGUUGAAGUCAUUGUGCAGGCUGUUCAAGAUAAACGAAAGUUAUGUGAUCAGGGAAGGUGGGCUUUCACCACAAUCUCCGGUUGUAGGAUUAUCGUGCGGGAUGUUCUUGACAGGAUGGCAACAUGGGUGAAUAAGUUCAAGAAAGUUGGCGAUACUCUGAAGCAAUAUGAUCCUCACCAUGACAAAUAUAUGGCCACUGGCAAUUGA
Messenger RNA from Talaromyces stipitatus ATCC 10500, 336 nucleotides. RefSeq lists its product as uncharacterized. The coding region runs from base 1 to 336 and encodes 111 amino acids. The record is from RefSeq and is a predicted model, not a curated record. The transcript is spliced from 2 exons. NCBI's taxonomy places the organism in Eukaryota, Fungi, Ascomycota, Eurotiomycetes, Eurotiales, Trichocomaceae.